AAAUUCUCAAGUUGACCGUAACCCGACCCAUUCAUUAUCUCUCUCAUUUCAGCUUCAAAGGUUGUCCAUGUGUUCUUAAUUUCACAACUAACCAACACCUUUUUUCAUUCAUUUAUUUCGUUUUAUUCAAUGUCUACUCCGACGACGGCUAAUAUUCCAUCAAACUGUCAUACGCCCUCUCCGAUUCCUUCACGACGCAUUCAAUACGAGCAUCGACUUCCUCAUCACGAUACCAACAAACGUACACGAAGGAGCAACUCAGAAAAUAUGACUGUCGAACAACCUUCUUCCGCCUCUGACUCUUCAUCACAAAGUGGUAUGGCAGACAACGAAACAGAGCCAGAACAACAGUCAGAACUAUCUUCUCAAACCGCUCCAGCUCCUAAGAAGAAACGUACACGCACUCUCACGACUCCGCACCAAUCUGCUGUCUUACACGCACUCCUCGCACAGUCUCGCUUCCCGACAACAACAAUGCGUGAGGAGGUAGGCCGCCAAAUUGGUCUCAGUGCUCGCAAAGUCCAAAUCUGGUUCCAAAACCAACGCCAGAAAGCCAGGCGUCCCCAGAGUGAUUCUGCACCGUUAUCUCGUCCAGCUCAUUUUGGGCCCUUCCCAGGCGCUCCGCAAUCAACUUCUUCCUCCCAUACAGCUCUUGAUGUUGGUAUGGCGGAAUCAUUCCCCGACAUUUCAGGAGCUUGUGCUCCGCGGAACCCCGUGCCUAGAUCAGGUCCGCCACUUGAUCCUGGGCUUUCAGGUCCUGGUAUACCCGGACGGUGCACGUCACCCUACCCCACCUCUUCAGAAGAGUAUCCCCACAUUGCAGCGAGCCCCGACUCCACCUCAUCAAUGCAAAACCGCAGCUCUCGCGGCCUUGAGGACUUUCCCAGCCUCACGCUACGCGAACCUGUUCCCCGCAUCCUUGCGUCACGCUCAUUUUUAAUGCACGAGGGCGCACAGUCCCCUCCCUCCUCGCGAGUGCUCCCACCCAUUCACUUUAGUGCCUUGGAAUCACGCAUCAGUACUGACCCUUAUGUGUCACCAACGUCCUCACUACCUCCCUCUCAACUAUCUUCUACCAGCAUUAUGCACCAACACGAGCCCACACGCCACACAGAGCGCAUCUCCACAGUGACAGGCAUCCCGCCUCCUUUCGCACUGCAACCCCAGCCGCAGUGGGAUCCGAAUAGCUUCGCGCCAUUCACCCGCCCGGAGUUCGCUUCAUUUUCGAGUCCAUCAAGGUCUGGGAGAUUCCUCUCCUCUGAAUCUCGUGAUCGCUUUGCUCCCCACGUCUCCCCAGAAUUGCACAGCACAAGGGAAUAUCGUCCGUUUUCAGGCGAGCGCCAGCUCACCUCACCCUCAGUUCUGCGUCCAUUCAACACUUUCCGUGAUAUAAUCGAUCCCAGAGGGUACCCUGCACGCGAGUCCUCAUCUAAAGACGCCAGCUCCAAGCGCUUAGACGAUGACGAACCCCGCCGGAACCGUUGAUAAUCUCUUUCCGCACCAGUGCAUGAUGCUGACGCUGACGCUUUUGCGCUCAUUUCGAUUCACGAUUGAAAUAUUCACGCAUUCCAUGAAGAAAAAAAUGAUGAGUUUCCCUAACAAGCCCCGAUAUACCAUGCUCGUUCCUUACCGCAACCACCGUACAAAAGUACAACUUUAAUCACUCGUUUUUUUCUCCGCGCUCUCGUUCGUUUGCGUUAUUGUUGUCUGUUCGAUCGUCGCCGCACACCCUUUUUUAUCCAUAUCGUCUCUCCUGUCUUAAUCGUCUAUCCCUACGGAAUUCCGUCAUACUAAUCUCAGUACAGCCUUUAUAACCACUGUUCUUUUACCACUUAUAUGUCAUUCUUUUCGAGCGCUUCCCCAUCUUCACAGAACUAUCUCUAU
Suillus discolor is the source of this 1884-nucleotide messenger RNA. RefSeq lists its product as uncharacterized. NCBI's taxonomy places the organism in Eukaryota, Fungi, Basidiomycota, Agaricomycetes, Boletales, Suillaceae. Gene Ontology annotation, molecular function: DNA-binding transcription factor activity, RNA polymerase II-specific; sequence-specific double-stranded DNA binding. The record is from RefSeq and is a predicted model, not a curated record. Gene Ontology annotation, cellular component: nucleus. Gene Ontology annotation, biological process: regulation of transcription by RNA polymerase II. Bases 130 to 1485 code for a protein of 451 amino acids. The transcript is spliced from 4 exons.